Rhipicephalus microplus (southern cattle tick) is the source of this 481-nucleotide messenger RNA. RefSeq lists its product as uncharacterized. Gene Ontology annotation, molecular function: metallopeptidase activity. NCBI's taxonomy places the organism in Eukaryota, Metazoa, Arthropoda, Arachnida, Ixodida, Ixodidae. The record is from RefSeq and is a predicted model, not a curated record.
GUGGCGGAAUUGUCAUCCUCGACCAGUCCGGGAAUGGAAGCGGCGAAGGCGCGGUGGCGCACUUUCUGGAACCAAAGGGCGGCAACCGACUACAACGGAGCCUACUGCAUUCGCGCGACCUGGAAGAAGGCAUUCAUGGAGCAGCCCGUGGCACCACUGAACGAAUCGGCGGAGAGUGGAGUGCCUCUACAGCGGGCGAUGGGCGCUCGACUGGCGUACCUCGCCUGGCGGAGGACGCCGGGUAGCGGGGGCCACGGCCUGCCUAAGAUGUACCUGGCGCCCAAAGUGCUCUUUUUCAUCCAGCACUGCGUCUUUGGCUGCUCUCGCAUGGGAUCCUUGGGAACCGAUGUGCCGGACGAUGGCUGCGCGGUGCUGAUGCGCGACUGGGGAUCCAUCGCGGAAGCGAUUCCAUGCAGGCACGAAGAGAUUCCCUUGCCCCUGCAGCGAUGCCGCUACAUUUGACGGGAGAUAGACUGCGCAG